AUGGGUUUCAACGAGAUCCCUGUUGACGGCCUGACGCAUGCGUACUUCGCCUUUGGCUACAUCAUCCCCAUCACCCCGAAGGUGGCGCCGAUGGACGAUCUGCCAGCAGAUCUCUUUUCGCAAUUCACAGCCAUCAAGCGACGAAAUUCUGGCUUGAAGACCGUCAUCGCUCUCGGAGGCGACAUGGUGAGCACUGCGGAGAAUCGCAAGCUUUUCGUCGGCAACCUCCUCGGGUUCAUGCGAAGAUACGGCUUCGAUGGCGUCGACUUUGGCUGGGAAUACCCCGGGGCAGGGGAUUGCGGCAGGCGGCCGGACGACGGCAAGAACUUCGUCGCCUUUCUGAAGGAGCUCGACGAGGUCAACAACCUGCAGCCAAGCAAAUAUGUUGUUUCUUUCACGAUACCUACAAGCUACUGGUGCUCUACGAUCAGUCCCAGAAUGAGGCGGUCGCGCGUAUCUCGCAGGAUUGGCUAUUUGGGAUCGUGGAAGGGUCGCAUCGACCGUGAUGACGCCUCGAGGUCAUCCGCCGUCUGA
This is a messenger RNA of Microdochium trichocladiopsis, 534 nucleotides long. Its product is annotated as glycoside hydrolase superfamily. The record is from RefSeq and is a predicted model, not a curated record. Gene Ontology annotation, molecular function: chitin binding. Gene Ontology annotation, biological process: carbohydrate metabolic process. Lineage: Eukaryota; Fungi; Ascomycota; Sordariomycetes; Xylariales; Microdochiaceae. The transcript has 3 exons. The coding region runs from base 1 to 534 and encodes 177 amino acids.